Oldenlandia corymbosa var. corymbosa is the source of this 390-nucleotide messenger RNA. Lineage: Eukaryota; Viridiplantae; Streptophyta; Magnoliopsida; Gentianales; Rubiaceae. The record is from the annotation of a GenBank genome assembly.
AUGGAGCGAUGCCGACGGCAUAUGACGGACUCACCCGGCUGUGAUUUUUGUGGUGCUGCGCAGGAAACCAUCCUUCAUGCGUUGAGGGAUUGCCCAGCCGCAGCUCAGAUUUGGUAUAGGCUUGUACGGCAUCAUAUGAGAAGCUGGUUUUUCUCCCUGCAGCUGCUUGAUUGGGUUCUGAAAAAUGUGAAGUGGAGGGGAGCUGGGUUGAGGGAUGAUUGGAGUUGUUAUUUCGGUGUGACCGUUUGGAGAUUGUGGUCCUGGCGUUAUGGACGUCUGUUUAAAGGGUCUGAUGGAGGAGCUAUGGCUAGAGUUCGUGACAUUGAGACGUUUGUCGACAAGGUGCAUCAGUCUACUGUGCAUGAGAAGCAAAUGGGGAAACGAAGUUAA